Messenger RNA from Pyricularia grisea, 3258 nucleotides. RefSeq lists its product as uncharacterized. The coding region runs from base 854 to 2977 and encodes 707 amino acids. NCBI's taxonomy places the organism in Eukaryota, Fungi, Ascomycota, Sordariomycetes, Magnaporthales, Pyriculariaceae. The transcript has 7 exons. Gene Ontology annotation, biological process: GPI anchor biosynthetic process. The record is from RefSeq and is a predicted model, not a curated record. Gene Ontology annotation, cellular component: membrane; endoplasmic reticulum.
UUUCUUGGGAUCCCAGGCUUCUCGCGCAAAAGAUUGAACUGAUUCAAGAGUGUCGACUUUUUUUGUUUCAAUCAAUCAAACAGGAUCGAACAAAGUCUGGCUUCCAGUUUACCUUUCAAAAGCUCUCCGCCUUUGUGUCCAACGCCACCUCGAUACGUACACCGAACCCCGCUGGCGCCUCCCUCACACAACACUUGAGCUGGAUUCACCCUCGAGCUCCGAACUCACGAUACCGCAGUCGCCCGCGCCGACGUCGCACCGCCCACCGUGUCCUUGUUCGCUGCAAGCAAGCUUUUUAGAGUGGCCUAUCCAGUACUUGUUUGUGGAUAUACAACACUGAUAGUUGCGGCCAGCGGUCAAUUCGGCCCCGCAAUGCGCUAUUGAUAAGCUCUGCGCAGCUUCAAAAGUCGGCAGUACUAUCAGUCGAUACUUUGUGCAUGGGCAGCUCUCCCAGCUCAGCCUAUCCAUACCCCGUGGCCCAAACAGCUACGAAGAGUUACACAAGUGCGCGGGGAUGAGAUCACAGUCUCAACGAGCGAUUCUAUGCACCCUUUUUCUGCCUUGACGAUUGGAAUCUUCGUGGCAGGCUACAUUACUGCUCGUUGGGACCUUAUCAGUCGCCUCUAUGAGCUGGUGGUCUUUGCCUGGGACUACGGUGUCUCUAGCCGUGCAAUUAAAGCCUUUGGAGGCCUAACAUUCUUAUUCGCCAUUGUCUUCGUAUCUGUACAACGUUUGGCCACAGGAGAAGCGGUCUUGCAUCCGCGGUCUCCAAGAUCCGGACUGUCGGCUCGCGAGCAGCUGAAAAGGCGGGGGUCGUUCUAGCGUGAGGUCACGCCGUUUGCGACGUCCCGCUAUGGCUGGUAAGGAUGGCUGCAUGCGCGUCUUCUGGCCGAUCGACUUGGCGCAGUCAUCUCUGCCUGGUGUUAUCGUUGGCUGGCGUAACUCCGAACUUGAUGUUUUUGUGGUGGCGAUCCUGGAUGAUGUUCAGCCUCGGGAUGUCGACUUUGCUCUCAAGUCUGGGACGCUACUCAGGAGCACGCCGCAUCCCAUCAGUCGCAUAUAUGGAUUGUGUGAGCAGCCAUCAAUGCAAGUCUUGGGGCUUGUGAAUAUGCCGGACACUCCACAGCUCGAACCUGCCUGGAUCAUGGUUACCACAAGCCCAAAAUCCGCUGUGCAAAUAGAUUGUGCCAAGGCUCACAGCUUUCAAAUCGUCUCAUUCCGGAGACCUCUACCCGGCCGAAUGCAGUUCGUCUCAGCGGACCCUAUUUCAUUAGCCCUAGAUGACAAGCCCGAAAGCUUAGGCAUUCUAGCUGGAGAAAUCGAGGCGGAGGAUGAGAGACGAGAAAGAUUGGAAAAGGAGAAGAAGAAAAUGCUGGUAAAGAAGCUGAGAGAUCACUCGGUGAUUAAGAGGCGGCUUUCACCAAAGGAGAAGGCAUUGCCUAGGAUCGUCAACCAAAUCAAUUGUGCCUGGGAACUCGAGCAACUGCUACAGAAGAACGCAUCCCGCAUCGGGCCUCGUAACCGCAUGAAGCGCAGUCUUAGUGUAUCUGAGCGCAUGGUCGAGUCUGCGACGACGGCUCGGGACACUGUGGCUGGCUGGUUGUGGGAUCUGGUGCGAGGAUAUGUUCUUCCUGUAAUCAAGAAGAUGUUUAUCGCAACGAUCAUAUUCUACAGGUUCGCGGCAGAAUUUAUGCUACGCCUGCUGGAGUGGAGACCGCGGCCGCGGUACGGGGCGUUGAAGGAUGUGUCGGCAACAGCACAGCAAGUAGAAAUCCGGCUACAGCAAUUCUGCUAUUGGCCGAUGCAGUACCUGACUCUGCGACGGCGUAAGAAUGAUUGGGAGAGCGUGACAGGGAGCCACCUCGACUAUAUUCGGUUUUACAACAGCUUGUGGCUCGUGGCCAACGACGUUAUCAUCGGCAUCGCCUUGGGCUCAUACAUCAUUGAGAACGCCGAGUGGGUUGCGGAGGAGAUCAGCAGCUUACUGGGGACCUAUACGGUCGAUGCGCUGCAGACCAGCAUAUCUUGGCUGAUGGGCUGGCCUGCUGGAUUGAAGCUCAACAGCGAGCUCGCGGCGUUCCUUGGUGACCUUUUCCUGUGGGUCAUUGCCUAUUGGGCAGGUUGCUUGGAGGCGCUGAGGCCGGGAUUGCCCUAUAUCAUCUGGUUUGUUGGCUACUCAAGUUUUGCAGGAGCAAGUUUACCGAUCGCCUUGUUCUCCGACCUGCUCUCCCUCUUAUCAGUGCAUAUCAAUUCGUUCUAUCUAGCCUCUGCUCGAAUCUACAACUGGCAGCUCACCAUCCUCAUUUCACUAUCUUACCUUUUCCGUGGCAAGAAACACAACGUCCUGCGGAAUCGUAUCGACUCUUGCGACUACGGACUUGACCAGCUACUUGUUGGAACUAUCUUGUUCACCGUCUUAUCAUUCCUGCUGCCCACGGUGGUGGUAUUUUAUCUGAAUUUUGCCAUUUGGCGGAUGGUUAUCAUAUCCAUCAAGGCCGUUUCCGACAUGUUGCUUUCAUGCUUGAAUCACUUUCCGUUGUUCGCCAUCAUGCUGCGGUUAAAAGAUUCAAGGAGAUUACCAGGCGGUAUUUAUUUCACACUGCAAUGCGGUCCGUCCGCCACCGGAGCUGUUCCCGGGAAAACGUCCAGCAUAGAACUUCACUCCAUACCUCUCUCAUAUGGUGCGAUAUUCCACCAGUAUUUCCAGAUGGGCGAUCGGCUGCGCAAGCACUAUCUUUCCCUGGAGGUACUCAUCUGCCUGUUAACGGGCAAGUUUGUACCGCCCAUGAACCGCAAGAUUCUCUACAGCCUGCAGUACAGUAUGCUGCCGGCAAAGAGGCCUGGUAUAAUGGAGACUUGGGAAGCUCUCGGGGCCGGGUCGAGCUCGGAAUCCAGCUGGGAGACGCGCCGACAACCAUGGCUGAAUCAGGCCGGCGCAGCUGGGAAGCUGUCGAGGAGGGCUCGCGGCGGCAGGUAAUGAUGGACAGAAAUGAUACAGACCACUUUUUCAUGUUAGAAGGUGUGUUGUCGAUGAAGGGCUGAGAGAAUUCGCCCCUUUCCUUUUGCAUUUGGGAGGCAUGGUAUGAUGGAUUAAUGCCCCGUUCCUGCAGGUGCGGCUGAAGAAUAGGCGGUUUGCUGGUGCUUUCUUUCGCAUGGCGUCAAGCGCGCAUUGAAAUUUCAAUCUUCUUGGGCGGUCUUCGCUUAUUCUAGCAUGAGCUGGAGGAUCAUUGAAUGACAUAUAUACCUAUAAUAUAUUCC